AUGAAGACCUCUCUGUCUCAGACUCUGUGUCCAGAGUGUGAUGAAGUCCUCUCUGUCUCAGACUCUGUGCGGCUGGUUGGAGGCUCUGGUCUCUGCUCUGGAUCACUGCAGAUCUGGGACCAGUCCUGGAUCUCGGUCUGUGAAGGGGCCUUGGACCUGCGGGGAGCAGAGGUGCUGUGCAGGGAGCUGGGCUGCAGGGGUCCUUCUGUCCUCCAGGGGGAGCUCUCUCCUCUGGGGCAGACGUUCCACUGUGAAGGCCAUGAGUCUGCUCUGGUGGACUGUCCCCGCUCCAGACCCAAGACCUGUCCCUCUGGACCCAGUGAGGACGUCAUCUGCUCAGAGCCACUCAGGCUGGUGGGAGGGGCCAGUCGCUGCGCCGGGACAGUGGAGGUCAGACACAGAGGAGAGUGGGGACGAGUGGAGAAGGAUGGAGUCUGGACCGAGGAGGAGUUAGCUGCUGUGUGCAGAGACCUGGACUGUGGGUCUGCUGUUUCUGGACGUCACAGAGAUGGUUUUCCAGACAGUCCUGCGUGGUGGAUCUCAGCUGUCUGCAUGAAGAGGAGGAAGACUAAAGUGAGAGAAUGUGUUUAUGACUACACUUUCUCCUCCUCGUAUGGUGUGGAGGUGAUGUGUUCAGACUUACUGAACCGUCCAGUCCUGUCCCUCUCUGUGACUGUGGGGGCCUCCCAGGUCCAGGACUCCCAGGUCCAGGACUCCCAGGUCCAGGACUCCCAGGUCCAGGACUCCCAGGUCCAGGACUCCCAGUGCUCGGUGAAGCCUCAGUUCCCAGGAGGCUCCUUCCAGCUGCUCUCUCCCUCUGGGAACCACACCCUGCCUGCUGUCAAUCACUCUGCACACUUCCUGUUCAAUCACACUGGCCCCGCCCACAAAGGAAACUACACCUGUGUUUACCACCUACAGGUGUUCAACCACAGCUUCACCUCCAAGAGCGAGAGACUGGAGCUGAGGCUGGGAGCCCGGAUCAACCCGGGGGAGAGGGCCCAGAGGGAGCGGAGCGACCCAGGGGAGAGGGCCCAGAGGGAGGGGAGCGACCCAGGGGAGAGGGCCCAGAGGGAGCGGAGCGACCCAGGAGAGAGGGCCCAGAGGGAGGGGAACGACCCAGGGGAGAGAGCCCAGAGGGAGGGGAGCGACCCGGGGGAGAGGGCCCAGAGGGAGGGGAGCGACCAGGUGGAUACCUGGUGGAUACCAGGUGGAUACCAGAAGAGGAGAGAGGAGGAGACGGACCAGGAGAGGAGAGAGGAGGAGAUGGACCAGGAGGAGAGGAGAGAGGAGGAGACGGACCAGGAGAGGAGAGAGGAGGAGACGGACCAGGAGAGGAGGAGAGAGGAGGAGACGGACCAGGAGAGGAGAGAGGAGGAGACGGACCAGGAGGAGAGGAGGAGAGAGGAGGAGACGGACCAGAAGAGGAGAGAGGAGGAGACGGACCAGGAGAGGAGAGAGGAGGAGACGGACCAGAAGAGGAGAGAGGAGGAGACGGACCAGAAGAGGAGAGAGGAGGAGACGGACCAGGAGAGGAGAGAGGAGGAGACGGACCAGGAGAGGAGAGAGGAGGAGACGGACCAGGAGAGGAGAGAGGAGGAGACGGACCAGGAGAGGAGAGAGGAGGAGACGGACCAGGAGAGGAGAGAGGAGGAGACGGACCAGAAGAGGAGAGAGGAGGAGACGGACCAGAAGAGGAGAGAGGAGGAGACGGACCAGAAGAGGAGAGAGGAGGAGACGGACCAGGAGAGGAGAGAGGAGGAGACGGACCAGAAGAGGAGAGAGGAGGAGACGGACCAGACGAGGAGAGAGGAGGGCCACAUACUCGGACUGAUCUACACAGGCCCUUGCGCAGUCGAGGCUUUAUGA
Knipowitschia caucasica is the source of this 1869-nucleotide messenger RNA. The record is from the annotation of a GenBank genome assembly. NCBI's taxonomy places the organism in Eukaryota, Metazoa, Chordata, Actinopteri, Gobiiformes, Gobiidae.